UUCGCUUUUGCUUCUCACCGGCAGAUAAAGAACUGUUUCUGAGGAAAUAAAAACGGAAAGAAUUUCAAAAACCCUGGCAGGUUAUAAUUAUGUUUGUACACUGAGAGCUCAACUGACAACGGACAGCUUGCGUUGCUACGGAAGCCGGCGGACGAACGUCUACACUUACCAGGUGGACAAAAACAAUAUAAGGCUCGGUUUUCAGCUAAUUCUGGCCUUGAAACAACACUAUGAAAGUUUGCUGCUAAACUACAACCUCUCUCAAUGGAAAGAGCUGAAGUUCAGUUAAAUUAACUAAAAGGAAAAGUUUAAAUGGCACCAAGAAAGACAGCAUUACCCAAACCGCUCCCAGACGGCUUCAUACUGACAGACAUGGAGAAGAAGAAAUGGAGACUGGGGAAAAUCAUUGGACAGGGUGGCUUUGGACUGAUCUAUCUUGCCUCCCAGGAUGUAGACAGACCUGUAGCAGCAGACACUGACUUUGUCAUCAAAGUGGAGUACCAGGAGAAUGGCCCCCUGUUCUCGGAGCUCAAGUUCUACCAGAGGGCAGCCAAACCGGAGAGCAUGCAGCAAUGGACGAGGAGAAAGAACCCGGACUUUCUGGGUAUCCCAACAUACUGGGGAUCAGGACUUGCUGAACACAAUAACCUCAAGUAUCGUUUCAUGGCUAUGGACCGCCUGGGCAGUGACCUUCAGAAAGUCUUUGAGAAAAACGGGGGCCGCUUAAAGAAGGCCACUGUGCUGCAACUUGGCCAAGGACUGGUGUCGGUUCUUGAAUAUAUUCAUGAACAUGAGUAUGUUCAUGCAGACAUAAAAGCUGCCAACCUCAUGUUGGGUUACAGAAACCCUGAACAGGUCUACCUUGCAGACUAUGGACUGUCUUAUAGAUACUGUCCUGAUGGAGACCACAAAGAAUAUAAAGAAAAUCCCAAGAAGGGCCACAACGGAACGAUUGAGUACACCAGCCUCGAUGCCCACAAAGGCCUCUCUCCAUCCAGACGAGGGGACCUCCAGAUUUUGGGCUUCUGUCUUCUGCACUGGUUAUGUGGAUCUCUGCCUUGGGACAAUGUCCUGAAGAACCCAACGCAGGUCCAAGAAGCCAAGGCUAGGCUGAUGGAUAAUCUGCCAGGCUCGGUCCAGCAGCUGUCAGUGAGCGGAGCCAGCACAGAUGAGGUGGCUGCAUUCCUCCUAUAUGUUAGAACUUUGGACUACCAGGAAAAACCAGACUACCAGCAUCUGAAAAAACUACUGGGCAACGUCGUCAAAGGAAAACUUGACUUCUCAGUCCCUGAAGACUCUACAGAAAAGUUUACCACCAAGAGACGAGAUCCUGCAGUCAAAGAAAAGAAAGCGGGACGAGCCAAAGGGCCCUCUAAAGCCAAGGCUGCAGCUGCAGAGGUGGAUGAAGAACAAAAAGAGGAAAGGAGGAAGUCUAAACCUGUGCCUGCUCGCUACAUAAGAGGACCUCCCAUCACUAAACCUCAGCCCCAGCAGAAGGAAGAUGGAGCCUCUGCUGCUGUCAGCAGAUCACUGAGGCCAAAGCAGAAAUCUCCUUUGACUUAUGAAGAAGAGAACAGUGAGGAUGAAGAUGAAGAGGAGGAGGAGGAAGAGGAGACGCCCAGACCCAGACCCAUUCCUGCAUGCUAUGUGAGAGGACCCCCAAUAGGUCCAAGAAAUCAACCAAAACAGACUACUAGAUCCAAAGAGAGCGGCUUGGAGAGACAAGACUUCAACGUGACAUCAGAGCGACGACUCCACCCACAAAGGAGGAAACUCAAUCAGGCAGAUCAUGAAAUGAAGGACCAAAAACACAGGGAUUCAUGGGAGACAUAUGAUGAGAGAAUGCUGUACCACAGAGAAGGCUACAAGCAUCAACAGUGGAGGGACAAUGAGAGAAGACAUGUUUGUGGUGAAUGGGAAGAGUUUUUUCUUAGAAGGUCAAAACAGGAGGCUGGUCCAUCAGAGCGGAGAGGACUGCUGUCCUGGUUCGUCUAUUUAAUUAUCCUCCUAUUCCUGGGUGCUGUUCUUGGAGUUUGUCAAAGUGCAUUUAGUCACUUUUGA
Messenger RNA from Cheilinus undulatus (humphead wrasse), 2061 nucleotides. Its product is annotated as serine/threonine-protein kinase VRK1-like. Bases 313 to 2061 code for a protein of 582 amino acids. Gene Ontology annotation, biological process: peptidyl-serine phosphorylation; signal transduction. Gene Ontology annotation, molecular function: protein serine/threonine kinase activity; ATP binding. NCBI's taxonomy places the organism in Eukaryota, Metazoa, Chordata, Actinopteri, Labriformes, Labridae. The record is from RefSeq and is a predicted model, not a curated record. The transcript is spliced from 15 exons. Gene Ontology annotation, cellular component: cytoplasm; nucleus.